Molecule: messenger RNA, 1593 nt
Organism: Centropristis striata (black sea bass)
Lineage: Eukaryota; Metazoa; Chordata; Actinopteri; Perciformes; Serranidae
Product: L-amino-acid oxidase-like
Exons: 7
Coding region: 25-1593 (522 amino acids)
Biological process (GO): amino acid catabolic process
Molecular function (GO): polyamine oxidase activity; L-amino-acid oxidase activity
Source: RefSeq, a predicted model, not a curated record
GGAAAGAAAAGCUGCCAAACUCCGAUGGAUCCACAUCUGCUCAAAUGGAAAUUAUCUGCUGCCUGUGUGCUGCUGCUGCUCAUUAUGUACCACAGCAACACUGCUGCUGUCAGCAUGAAGGAACAUCUGGCUGAUUGUCUGGAGGACAAAGACUAUCACAAGCUGCUGCACACCGUUAAAACCGGCCUCCCGCACUUAAACACAUCCCAUCAUGUGGUUAUUGUCGGAGCUGGCGUGGCGGGACUGACGGCUGCCAAACUACUGCAAGACGCAGGACACAAGGUUACCAUAGUCGAGUCGAGUGGUCGUGUUGGAGGACGAGUGGAGACCUACAGGAAUGAAGAAGAGGGCUGGUAUGCUGAACUGGGAGCCAUGAGGAUCCCAAGUUCUCACCUUAUCGUCCGCUGGUUCGCUCAAGAACUGGGAGUCAAACUGAAUAAGUUUGUAAUGGAGGACAUCAACACAUUUUACUUUGUCCAUGGACUGCGGAAGAGGACAUACGCAGUAAAAGCAAAUCCAGACAUCCUGAAGUACAAACUGCCCAGAAGCGAGAGGAAGAAGUCAGCCGACGAUCUGUUUCAGCGAGCUCUGCAGAAGGUGAAAGAUGAAGUGGAGGCACAUGGCUGCAAAGCUGCACUACGGAAGUAUGACCACUAUUCUGUGAAGGAGUAUCUGAAGGAAGAGGGCGGCUUGAGUCCAGAAGCAGUGAGGAUGAUCGGAGACUUGCUCAAUGAACAGAGCCUCAUGCACCUGGCACUGACUGAGAUGAUCUACAUCCAGAGCGAUGUCAGCGACAAAACCAGUUACAGCGAAGUGACUGGAGGGACAGAUCUCCUCACCAAAGCUUUCCUCACUGUCCUCGAUGUUCCCAUCCUACUUGACUCCAAAGUCAAACGCAUCAGCCAAUCAGAUAAUGGUGUAAUUGUCUCAUAUCAGACUGGCAGCCACUCCCCCUGGACAGAUAUUUCUGCUGACAUCGUUCUGGUAACAACAACAGCCAAAGCAGCCCUUUUCAUGGACUUUCAUCCACCUCUUUCCAUCAGAAAGAUGGAGGUGUUGCGUGGGGUCCACUACGAAAGCUCAACUAAAAUCAUUCUCACCUUCAGCAAGAAGUUCUGGGAGGAGGACGGCAUCCGAGGAGGAAAGAGCAUCACCGACAGGCCUUCUCGGUACAUCUACUACCCCAGCCACAGCUUCCCAGCUAAUCAGACCAUCGGCGUCCUCCUGGCUUCCUACACCUGGUCCGACGACUCCCUCCUCUUCUUAGGUGCGAGCGAUGAAGACCUGAAAGAAAUGGCUCUGAAAGAUUUGGUCAAGAUCCACGGUGAGCGCGUCAGGUCUCUCUGCACAGGGGUGGUGGUGAAGAGGUGGAGCGAGGAUCCUCACAGCUUGGGGGCCUUUGCUCUCUUCACACCCUACCAGCAUUUAGAGUACUCCAAGGAGCUCUUCAGGAGUGAGGGCAGGGUGCACUUUGCUGGCGAGCACACGGCCUUCCCUCAUGCGUGGAUCGAGACGUCCAUGAAAUCAGCAAUCAGAGCUGCAGCCAACAUCAACAAAGCUGCAGCAAUAACUCACCACCAUGACGAGCUCUAG